This is a messenger RNA of Branchiostoma floridae (Florida lancelet), 1850 nucleotides long. RefSeq lists its product as uncharacterized. The record is from RefSeq and is a predicted model, not a curated record. The transcript is spliced from 3 exons. Lineage: Eukaryota; Metazoa; Chordata; Leptocardii; Amphioxiformes; Branchiostomatidae. Bases 221 to 1159 code for a protein of 312 amino acids.
CUCAGGUCUGUUGCAGAGUUCUUUUCGCAGGGUCCACUUUUCUUCUGCCAUGCGCACCAGUCUGAUUUCCCCUGAUUGGCAAAUGAAUGGGAGGACAAAAUCCUGAAUUUUUUCGAAUAUGUUGCCUUUCUAUAGCUAGUAUUGAUGUUAAUUUAUUUAAACCCUCAGAAUCCUGAAGCUGCACGCUCCCCUUGGAGGUGUGGCGUCUAACGCGGUGGACAUGGCGCGGUACAUGCAGCUCCACCUGAACGGAGGGAAGGGACCGGACGGACGGACCAUGGUGCCUGAUGAUCUAUUCAGAGAGUUACACACGGUACAGUUCUUCAAGCCGUACGAGCCAAACAAGGAACUCUACCGGCCACAGUACCCGGUUGGAGCAAGAAACAUCGGAGAAGCACUCGGUCUGGAAGUUGCUGAUUACAGAGGGUACAGAAGGGUGUAUUAUUUUGGACUUUCCGCGGGCUUUACGUCUCUGAUGUCGUUAUUUCCGGACCAAUCAGGGGGUGUGUUCACCGUUUUGAAUGGCCCAGAGUUUCCACUGAGCGUUUACAUGGACGUCCACAGCACCCUACACUAUCGUGUUGCAGACAUGUUACUCGGUUUGGAGCCAUGGCUGAACACUACCACCGCCUGUAGCUUCCCACAACCCUGGGUUACAUCCAGCUCCUCGGUUACAUACAACGCUGACGACACUGAUGACACCAUGCCUUCCGCAUAUUCUCUCGACUUCCCACGAGACAAACGAGACUACGAGGGCACGUUCGGUAACCCCAUAUUCGGUAACCUUACCAUUCGGCUCAACUCAACAGAUGGAACUUUACGUUUUAAACAUGGUCUGAUUGGCCAUGGGAUAAUCCUUCCACUAGCGACAACUUCUGGCAACAGGGUACUGCUCAAUGGGCCCAUAAGGCUAUUGGCGCCCGUUGCUGCUUAUUUUGAGGAAACGCAAGGGGGCGCCAUUAACCGUCUGGUGAUACCAGUCACCUCUGCAGAGCCUUCCGUUGUGUUUGAAAGAGGCCUGAAACUUACGGAUGUAGACGAGCUACCAACAGCUGGGGGAUGUACUGUCUCUGGUGCUGAAGCUACUGUCUAUGAUAUGUGGCCCUAUGAUCUGCAGCUUGGGGUUGCGUUUAUAGUUUUUGCCUUCAAAUUCAUUUAGUCUGUGACACGUAAUCCUUUUGAGCGAAAUGCGGGUAAUAAUAAUAUACAUUUCAUAGAAAACCAUGUACAAACAAAAUCACAACAUCACUUUCAUAAAAUUUUGAUUUCAGGUCGCAAACCUGUAAAAUUCCCAUCACUGCUUUCCAUCAUACAUCACUCACUUAGCAUUAUGGUAAACAAAAUGGCGGCCCACAUAGAAUUACUAAACUAAUACAUUUUUUUGCUAUCGUAACCUUGUUACUAUUUGUUUAUACCACAUAACUGGUAAGGUUUAGACACAAUAAAUGCUUUUCGUAUAUACCAAAUAACAAUAUUCAUUAUGCUAUCAAAGAUAUACGAAUCAUUUGUCGCAGAUUAAAUGCAGAAAUGGGAAGGUACAUUUGCCACAAAAUGACCCGUGGCCGCAUGUUGUUGAACACCAAGGUCACUUAAAAUGGGUUAUUGAAAAAAGCUAAUAAAUGCUCAACUUCAUUCAGUUGAUCGAAAUAAAUUAGAAUUGCAUGUAUAUCUAGAACAUAUGCCAUACUCAAAUAUUAUGGUAUACCUGCUUAGCUUGAGCAUUUACUGCGUGUAUCUUACUUGCAAGCCUUACGAAAUAUUUUGUACUUUUGUUUGUCAAUUUGUAUCUUUAUUGAUUCGCACACCAAAAAAUAUUACAUUGUACAAAACACAAAAGCGAUGGAUAAAAA